UGCCAGGCGUCGAUUCCAGUACACAAAUUUACAUAUCAUAACGACAAGAGAAGCGAAUAUAACGCGGUUACGGGAUUGUCGGAGAGCUUUCGAAAGCGUGUGUUCGUUUUCGUUAAAGUGUGGUUCGAGAAAUAUUUCUCUGGAUGAGAAACGGCGGCUAAAAAUCCCCGUAUCUUUGUGGGCAACAUGAUAUGAAAAGGAAGUGACGUCGUAAGGGUGGGCUUCGAAGCAAAGUGUGAGUGAUACUUCAGCGAAGUUGUCUGUUUGCCGUCCUUAAAUAUCGCCGCCGCAAUCCGAUAACGCCGUAUGACAGUGCUGUGUGCCAAGCCGACGUGGUAUUUCGUAAGAUUUUCUCCAUGUUGAUAGCUCUCAGCGAACGAUUUUUGAGGGACGUUCUCGAUGGAUCGCCACCUACGUUCAUCUACGUCAAGUGUGAAUGGCGACGGUCACUGUUAUUACGACAAUGAAUCGAGUUACCAAGAUACAGGCGUCUACGAUUGUGAUGGCAAUAUGUUGCCAGACUUACUGGAUUCUCAAAUAGACAGUUCCCUAAAAGGAUUGGACAUGGGUGCCAUAAAGAAAAACUCUUACGAUCGAACUCGAGCUGCGAUGGCGGCAAUAAAUCCAAUGCUAGCGAAAAAAGUGUUACCUCUGCCAAAUGAAGUGACAGUAGAGGAAGCCGCAGCAAUUAGUAUUCAAGCUUAUUUUAGAGGAUAUUUAGCCAGAAAGCUUUUUGUUCAGCUGCUCUAUGAAAGAUUCAUCAAGGAGGAAGAAGAAAGAGAAGCAAAAAUGAGAGAGCAAGUGGAAGAAGGAGAAAUUCUGGUGGAAAACUAUCGCUUGAACCUUGAAAUGGAAGAAAAUACCUGUUUGCGCAAAAACCUCCGGCGAGGAAUUGAAUGUGAUGUUAUAACCAUCCAAAGAGCCUGGAGACAACAUAAGAAACAAUCUCAAGAUCAGAUCAUUGUCAGACAAGGGACCACAAACUCACACGACAUGCCAGGUUUUGAUGCGGCAUCACAACCGUUUUUUUCCACUCCAGACAUGGGAAGUUUACAUAUAAGGACAAACCCAUUUAUGAAGAGUGCAGACAAUGCUUCUUUUUGCGAUGACGAUAAUCUUUCGGAUGUUUUCAAUGACAGCCUUGAACAGGUAGAAGAGGAAAAUUUAAGAAAUACUCAAGAACAUGGACCUCAUAGACAUGUUUUAUAUGAUGGCAAUCACGUCUUGGAAAGAGACACAUUUAAUGAUGAACUACCUGGAAUGGAUUCUGUCAGCUCGCCAGCUGAGUUGCCAUCACCAACAACUGACUGGGAAUCAAUAGAAUCAUGUCUCACUUCAGAGGGUGAAACACAGGACUUCGAAAGCAGUGAGCUACCAGACACAUCCAAUGGAAGGCUAAAACACUUUUCCUUAAAACCAAAUGAUUUGCAAAUAUGCUUUGUUGACGAUACGCUCCUAAGUGACGUUGAAGGGGAUGAAGAUGGCUGUGUCAUAAAAGAGUAUAUUAUUGAAAAACAGGAUGUUUCAGAUGAAGAAAAACGAGAUUCGGGUUGCGUGGCAGGUGAUGAUGAGGCAUCGGAGUCCUUUAGUAUUAAAACAGUUAGACCAGAAACACUGGAAAGACAUGAAAUAUCUCAGGAGGAAUCUGAGAAAGUGUUGAUAGAACUGAGAAAGCAGGAAAGUGAAAAUGAAAAACAGGAAAAUUAUGCAAAUGUAAUGCUUGGAUGGACUGAAGAGAGGUUACAAGAACUAAACUUGGAAGAACUGCAAGCACUCCAGAAAAAUAUGAGUCAACUGAUUGAAGCUCAAAAUGAAGUGCUGGUAACUGAGUUAAUGAACAGAGAUGCUCUUCAUCUUAGACAAGAUUCUCUUCUCAUGGAUGUUGAGGAUGCUUCAAAUUCAAAGUGAUGAGUCUAUCUUGUUGACGCUUCUUCAAGGCACAACUUAUCAUCUUAAUCUAACAUAAAAAUUUAAAAAAUUAGACAAAUUUCAGUUUCUUAGGAGAUCAGUACCAAAUGUUAAUGAAUCUAUUUUAUCCUUGUUUACUUGGGGAUAUACAUUGAAACAUGUGCUUCACAAAUCUUAUCAUCUUACUUAUUAAAACGUAAACAACAAAUAGUAAUUUCUUAGUGCAACUUGUUGUUUUUCCAUUGCAUUACAAUGUAAUCAAGUGAUAGGCAACCUUUUCUAAUUAACUUGUGUGUGAGAAUGUUAUCAUUAGACCCUUAACCUCUACAAUUAACAGAGGAUAAUUGUGUUGUUUGGCUAACUCUUAACUUUGAAAGUAAGAACUUCAUAGAUUAUAUAUUAAAACCGAUUAUUAAAAAUUAUUUAUGAUUAACUUGUAUUCAUCUUAUCUCCAAGAUUUCUGCUAAACAAGAGGCUUAACCCUCCUUUUAAAACUGCUUUUAAACACUGUAUCUUUUACUUAAAGUAUCUUACAGAUGCUGCAACUUCUCAUUAGGUAAACAUGACUGAACAUUAAGAUGUAAAAUAAUUUGUUUUCUUUAUAGUCAGAUAACUGGGCAACAUUAUUUAUUAUUUCUUUUGUUUUUGUUUGUUUAUGUUAACAUUCUUUGAUUCUUCAUUUUUUUUAUUUCAAACAUCACUCACACCAGGAAACUGAAACAUCUUUGAACAAAGACUUUCUGAGUCUGGCUUCAUUGGGAUUACACUUCUGUGUUGUUCAGUAGGACGGAUUUCAUUAGCUACAAGAUCUGGCACAUUUUAUUUGUUGUUUUGCUUCACUUUUUUGUUGUUUACUUUUGUUUAUUUUGCACAGAACUGCACAGGCACAAUAUCAGAAGACACAGAAAGGCAAAAAGUGAUAGUUCUUCUCUGCACCCUAUAUUGCUCAUGAACAUUGUUAUUUUUUGUCCUGUUGAUAUUUUUGUGUUACUGAGAGUUGUUAGAGAUACACAAAUUAUUUCAAUUAUCAGUGGAGCAUGAAGUGAUUGUAUUUUAUUUUUAAUAAGUGAGGAAAAGGAAAAACUAGUUUAUUUUUAAGGCUGUUAUUCUUCCAAAUGAAAGUGCAAUUGUAAUACUAGUAAGCAAAUUGCUCUCCUAAACAUCUGAAUAGGAAUCCUAUGAAAACUGAAACAUUUUGACAGUUCUUACCCCAUGUGAUGGGUGUAGCUCAUCUCUUAGGAUUUCCUCAGUGGUUCUGUAUAUCUGCUGGGCUUGCCUUGUAAUAAUUAUCCUAGGAAAUUACAAUCAGUUUACAAAAGUCACUAAAUUGUUAAAUUUAUUAUUAAAAAUGGGUUUGAAAAUAGUUUAUUUUUGUAUCAUGUUUGUUAAUAUAGCUGAAGUUAAGGGUCAAAGAUGUCUGAAAAGAGAGAUGCGUAAAGCUGGUCACACAAUAAAUGCAAUAAUUAUGUUA
Messenger RNA from Pocillopora damicornis (cauliflower coral), 3379 nucleotides. RefSeq lists its product as uncharacterized. The record is from RefSeq and is a predicted model, not a curated record. NCBI's taxonomy places the organism in Eukaryota, Metazoa, Cnidaria, Anthozoa, Scleractinia, Pocilloporidae. Gene Ontology annotation, biological process: positive regulation of hippo signaling. Gene Ontology annotation, cellular component: plasma membrane; cell junction. Gene Ontology annotation, molecular function: protein binding.